Molecule: messenger RNA, 3479 nt
Organism: Nilaparvata lugens (brown planthopper)
Lineage: Eukaryota; Metazoa; Arthropoda; Insecta; Hemiptera; Delphacidae
Gene: Ntan1
Product: protein N-terminal asparagine amidohydrolase
Exons: 9
Coding region: 244-1146 (300 amino acids)
Biological process (GO): ubiquitin-dependent protein catabolic process
Cellular component (GO): nucleus
Molecular function (GO): protein-N-terminal asparagine amidohydrolase activity
Source: RefSeq, a predicted model, not a curated record
UUCAUUUCAUUUUCAGUUUGUCAACUUGCUUGGUCCAGUGCAGUCGCCCAGUCAUUCUUCUUUCGGUUGUGAAACUUUAAUUGCGCACAGUAAAUUUUUAAUUAAAAGUUAUUUUGUUUUGAAUAUCACUAAAAGCUCUGCCAUGUUCAAUCUUCUUAGUUAACGGCUUCCCGCCGGUCAUGCUUAGAAGACGGCGGAUAACUCACCGCAUCUCUCUUUAGCUCCGGCAAAAAAUUUAGUGUGAUGGUGUUGUUAGUGGGUGGUGUGGGGGUGGAGGAGGUGCCCGGGGACUCGCAUACUCUGGUCAGCAACCACCCCUUCCUCAGGGAUGCAGCCGCCCACCUGCUCAGCAUACCCACCAAGGUCAUUGGCCCGCUGGGUCUACUCUAUGUCGGCCAACGGGAGAUGGCUGUCACCAUACCUCAUGACAAAAAUGUGAACAUCAUAGGCACUGAUGACUUGACAGCCUGUAUCAUGUUCAUUCUCAGGAACACAACGACGGGCGCAGUGGGCGUGGCUCACUACGAUGGGUGUGGCACAGACGAGGGUGUGACCGCCAUGGUGCAGCGAAUGCAGGAGCUGUCCUACCCGGAGACACGGCUGCAACUGCAGAUGGUCGGUGGCUUCUCAGACUCAUGUCACUACAGCGAGGAGCUCUUCUUCAACCUCAUGCAUGCAUUUCAAAAGCAGCCAAUAGAGAUAGACCUGACAAUGGCGUGUGUGGGAGAACUGAAUACCACAGUCCGAAACGGGAGGCAGUGGCCCAUACUUUUUGGUGCAGGUGUGAACGUGAAAACAGGGGAAAUUUUUCCGGCCACAUUUCCCGACAAAGGACCCGAACAGGCGCUCAGAAAAGCUAGAAAUUUAGUCGGAGCCAAACAGGUCAGUAAUUUUAGGAUAUUUAAAAUUGUAUGGUCAUUUCCAAGAGUUCAUCUUUCUCAUUUUAGAAAGUUAUUAAUUAGUGGAAUGGGAACUAUGUUUGAUUUAGAAUUUAUAAAGCCGCCACACAUAGUGAUGCAGAUCCGGACGACACUGAAGUACAUCCAGGAGAAUCCGUUUCCCGACAUCACCGUCUUCCACGACAACCGACCGCACUACUUCCGUCGCGACGAGCACACCGGCCUCUGGGUGCCCUUCCGCUAUUAGUCACAUCACAUCACAUCACAUGCCUUCUGAACUUUGUUAUUGCUAUAGACCGCCCGUCACAAGUACGACUCUCUCGAGAAAACUGCAUUGUAAUGCGCUCCAGUCGGGCGUUUUGUCAACUGCAAUGACUGAUUCCUCAUUCUAAAUUCUAAAAUGACUAAAUAAUUCUGAAUAGUACUAUAGUGAGGUCCACGUUAUAACGGCGGUAUUUGAUUAAUAUUGAUAUUGCUAUCCUUGUCUAUUAUUCGGCAAAGCAGAUAGUGCUAUCCUUUUCUACCUCUGCAAUGUUGCCAGAUCGUAUCUUAACAAUGUUGAAGUAUGAUUAAUUAACAAAUUAUUUAAGCUCAAUUAUUAAAAAAUGUAUUUUCUUGAAAAAUAGAAUAAAAUUGAUCAUUUUUAAUAAGAGUAGACAGUUAAUAUUUCAUCAGAUAUACCUGUAUCUUCUACGGAAGACAGUGGCAAGGCAGAGAAUCGGCAACGCUUUUCUCCACUGUCAUUAUAACGUGGACCUCACUAUAGCAUGUUGCAACUUGAAAGCAAAAACCUGAACCCUAAACUUUACCUUUUCCCAACUUCUCCCUAAUCCCAACCCAACCAUAAUCCUAUCCUCAUUCAACACGAUUUGUAUUCGUUCUGUACAAUAAUUCUCUACCACACGUUGAGAUGUGACUUACCUGGCUCAACCAGGCCUGCCAACAAUGAGUGCAAUCGUUUCCCCCCAAGUGAUUCUGAUGAGCAAAGUUUUAUAUACAUGGUUGUGGCUAGUGCUAAAUACUCAGAGUUGACAACCCUGCUUUACACCGCAGUCUGUUGUGGGAGCCGAGAGACGAUGUAAUCAAUCAGUCGCGUGUGAGAGUGGAUCUUGGAGCAGCAAGACCAAUUCACAAUAGCUGCCUAACAUCUUUGUCAUAGACUGAACUGAAUUAUCAGAAUACAUGACUUGAUUUCCACGGAAGCAUUGUGAACUGGAAUCUACGAGUCCAGCAAUUAACAGUGGAUAUGAGUCACCACUUUUAUACGCACAUUAAUGCAAGCUCUAUGUUGGCUAUCCUUUUGAUGAAUCGACUAUAGGAAUUUCAGAAAUGCUUAGUUGAUACUUUCUUCUUUGAAUUGUUAGGAAGAGUUAAGCUUGUGAUGGGUCGUAUGUCUGUGGUAACGGUAUUGUUAUUAAUUGACGUGUCACUAAGAUUAAAUAGUAAUAUUGUACUCUGAAUUAUAUAAAGUGAGACGUGAACAAAAUAUCCGUGUUGCUAAAUUGUUCGAAAUUUCAAUCUUUCCAUGCAAUAUCCUAUGACUGGAUAUCCAGUGAAUAUUAUUCAAUUCGACAACAGUUUUCAAUUUGAAAAUAUCUUGUCAUGAAACGAUUGAAAUUUCGCACAAUUUGGCAACACGGAUAGGAGUCUCAACUUGUUAUAUUCAUGCCCAGUUUCACCAAGCUCGGUCAAGACAUUUGAACAUGUAUAGACCGGGUACGAUUUAUAUGAUUGUGUACACUGGAAUAUUAUAGAUAGAAGCUAUUGCCAUAGAAAUCGUAUAUGUUCCAGUGCACUCUUUGUAAAUUGUAGGUGAUUUGACCACGUUAAAAUGUCUUGACCGUGCUUGAUGAAACUGGGCGUCAAAGUAUUGUGAAAUAUCAUAAACAUGAUUAUCGCUAGACUGUUGAAAACGUUAACAUCACUAGACAAUCACUAUCUAUUCUAGUUUUAUGUUUGUUGUUUAUGCUGGAAUUGAAUGUUUAAUACUAUUAAUGUGAGUUUGGUCUUCUGUCAAAUCGUACUAAAGCUGAGAAAAUGAUAGCUUGUAAUUUGUGUCAUACUGGUACAAGAAAGAAAAUUGUAUAAUUUAAAUGAAAUAUCAUGCACAAAAGUUGUUGAAUGAUACCAUCUUAUUAUGCUGUUCUUUAUAUGCAUUCGUUUUUAUGCACAAAUUUGUAGAUUUACGAUUUGCUUUCUCAAGUCUGUAGAUUGUUGAAUAAUUUUAAUUCUUAGCAUUCCUUUUCAUCAUUCCAAUGUUAUUUUUAUUCAAAAUUUCUAAUUUGUGUUUUUAUUUGAAUAUUUCGUCAUAGAGAACAUCAAGGUUCUAAAAAUUAUUUUAACAAAAAUGUUUUAUCCUGAUUUUUAUCAACCACCAAAUAAUUCAGCUACUCUGGGGUAUACUUAUUAAAAAAACAUCAAAGUACUGAAGCCUUAAGCGGAAUACUAUUGGCAAUUUUUAUAUGUGUAAAUAUUAAUUAUUAAGGUGCUAUUAUUGUUAAACUAGUUGGGUGGUUUAAUAUGCUGCUAGUUCAAUUUCACAUCUAUGCUAUAUAGAUUUAUAUAUUUUUGUACAUGAAA